AUGUCGCGCGUCUACGCUGAUGUCAAUGAGCACAUGCCCCGGUCCUAUUGGGACUAUGAUAGUGUGAACAUCUCAUGGGGAGUUCUUGAAAACUACGAAAUUGUUCGCAAGAUUGGUCGAGGAAAGUACUCUGAGGUCUUUGAAGGUAUCAAUGUGGUCAACUAUCAGAAAUGUGUUAUCAAGGUCUUGAAGCCAGUCAAGAAGAAGAAGAUUAAGCGAGAGAUCAAAAUUCUGCAAAACCUUGCUGGUGGCCCCAACGUUGUCGCUCUAUUGGACGUUGUUCGGGACAACCAAAGCAAGACUCCGAGUUUGGUGUUUGAGGCCGUCAAUAACACCGACUUCCGUACCCUGUACCCCCGCUUCACCGACUAUGAUGUCCGUUUCUACAUCUUCGAACUCCUCAAAGCGCUCGACUUUUGUCACAGCAAGGGAAUCAUGCACCGUGAUGUCAAGCCCCACAAUGUCAUGAUUGACCAUGAGAAAAGAAAGCUGCGACUCAUCGAUUGGGGUCUUGCCGAAUUCUAUCACAAGGGUACUGAGUACAACGUCCGCGUCGCAUCGCGGUACUUCAAGGGCCCCGAGUUGCUUGUCGACUUCCAGGAAUACGACUAUUCCCUCGACAUGUGGUCACUCGGUGCGAUGUUCGCUUCCAUGAUAUUCCGCAAGGAGCCGUUUUUCCACGGAAACAGCAACUCCGACCAGCUUGUCAAGAUUGCGAAAGUUCUCGGAACUGAGGAGCUAUUUGAAUACUUGGACAAGUAUGAUAUCGAGUUGGAUCCCCAAUAUGACGAUAUCUUGUCUCGAUUCCCUCGCAAGCCGUGGCACUCCUUUGUCACGGCUGAGAACCAGCGCUUCGUCAGCGACGAAGCCAUUAACUUCCUCGAUAAGCUGCUUCGCUACGAUCAUGCGGAACGCUUGACUGCUCAAGAGGCCAUGGCUCACGCCUACUUUGACCCUGUCCGCGCUGAUGCUCAGAAGAACGCUGCUGCCCAGUCUUGA
This is a messenger RNA of Penicillium diatomitis, 999 nucleotides long. Its product is annotated as casein kinase II subunit alpha/alpha'. Gene Ontology annotation, cellular component: protein kinase CK2 complex; nucleus; cytosol. Lineage: Eukaryota; Fungi; Ascomycota; Eurotiomycetes; Eurotiales; Aspergillaceae. Gene Ontology annotation, molecular function: ATP binding; protein serine/threonine kinase activity. The record is from RefSeq and is a predicted model, not a curated record. Gene Ontology annotation, biological process: protein phosphorylation; regulation of transcription by RNA polymerase III; regulation of transcription by RNA polymerase I. The transcript is spliced from 4 exons. The coding region runs from base 1 to 999 and encodes 332 amino acids.